Heteronotia binoei (common prickly gecko) is the source of this 2308-nucleotide messenger RNA. RefSeq names its product ectodysplasin A receptor (gene EDAR). The record is from RefSeq and is a predicted model, not a curated record. Gene Ontology annotation, biological process: positive regulation of JNK cascade; positive regulation of canonical NF-kappaB signal transduction. Gene Ontology annotation, cellular component: plasma membrane. NCBI's taxonomy places the organism in Eukaryota, Metazoa, Chordata, Lepidosauria, Squamata, Gekkonidae. The transcript is spliced from 12 exons. Gene Ontology annotation, molecular function: signaling receptor activity. The coding region runs from base 295 to 1641 and encodes 448 amino acids.
AGCAACUCAGGAAAAAGUUGCUAGGAAAUCCUCUGAGACUGCAACGUAAGUGUAGGACUGGCAAAGUACAGGUACAUGCUGACCCUCACUUGGAGUGAGGCUGGAGACAUCCAUGGUAACUCGUCCUCCCAAUGGCUAGCAGCAUCUGUGAAUCUGAUGAUCCUUGGCACCUCUGAAGCACGCUGCUGUUGUGUUUGCAACUGGAUAUUGCUUACAUUGUACUGACGUACUGAUUACCUGGCUGGAUAUCGGCUUUAAUAUUUAAUUCUGCACAAGAUAAAUCACCAGGAUAAUAUGGUACGCCUGGGAGAAUGUAAAUGGACUCACAUGUUCCCUUUUCUCAUGGUGUCACUUGUGUAUUCUGCUAAUGCUGAGUAUUCUAACUGUGGUGAAAACGAAUACUACAACCAAACAACUGGAACAUGCCAUGAAUGUCCACAAUGUGAACCAGGAGAAGAACCCUACAUGACAUGUGGAUAUGGCACCAGAGAUGAAGAUUAUGGCUGUGUCCCUUGCCCAUCUGAAAAGUUUUCCAAAGGCGGGUACCAGAUAUGCAGGAGGCACAAGGACUGCGAGGGGUUCUUUAGGGCAACAGUAAUGACCCCUGGAGAUCAAGAGAAUGAUGCAGAAUGCGGGCCUUGCCUUCCUGGUUACUACAUGCUGGAGAACAGGCCAAGGAACAUCUAUGGCAUGGUUUGCUACUCAUGCUCGCUGGCGCCUCCCAACACAAAGGAAUGUACAGGUGUUACUUCUGGGGUGUCAGUCAGUUUUCCAAGUACUUCUGGAACAAGCACUCGUUCUCCUUUCCAGCAUGUGCACAAAGGAGAUCUUUCUGGACAAGGUCACCUUGCUACUGCUCUCAUCAUUGCUAUGUCUACAAUUUUCAUCAUGGCUAUUGCUAUUGUCCUGAUCAUCAUGUUUUACAUUGUGAAAACCAGAACUUCAGCUCAAGCUUGCUGUACCAGCCAUUCAGUGAAGACUGUAGAAGCCCAGGCCAAUAUGCAGGAGGAAAAAAAAGAAGUGCAAGAAAAUGUUGUGAUUUUCUCAGAGAAAGAUGAGUUUGGAAAGUUGACAGCAACACCAGCUAAGGUUGUCAAAAGUGAAAACGAUGCAUCUUCAGAAAAUGAGCGACUUUUAAGUCGUAGCAUGGACAGUGAUGAAGAAGCUGCAAUUGACAAGCAAGGGACUCCAGAGCUGUGCUUGUUGUCUCUAGUGCAUUUGGCUAGGGAUAAAUCUUACACAAGCAACAAAUCAACCGGCAUUCAAAGCCGGAGGAAAAAGAUUCUGGAUCUGUAUGCUAACGUAUGCAGUGUUGCGGAAGGCCUCAGUCCCACGGAGCUUCCAUUUGAUUGCCUAGAGAAGACCAGCAGGAUGCUCAGCUCUACGUAUAACACGGAAAAGGCGAUUGUGAAGACAUGGCGCCACCUUGCCGAGAGCUUUGGACUGAAACGUGAUGAAAUAGGAGGCAUGACAGAUGGCAUGCAGCUCUUUGACCGCAUCAGUACAGCCGGCUACAGUAUUCCAGAACUGCUGACAAAACUAGUGCAGAUUGAGCGGUUAGAUGCUGUGGAGUCUCUCUGUGCAGAUAUCUUGGAGUGGGCACAAGUGAUGCCAAAGCCUGAUCCAGUUGUAGCCUCAUGAUGGGCGCAUAUUGGUGAUCUUCAUUUCCAAAAGGAUUUGGGGAAAAUACAAAACCCUGGAGCCCUGGGUCCCGGAAGGGGACAGACUUUUGAAGGCAUAGAUGGCUUUCAACUUUCAGUAGCAUUUCUGUUGCUCUGAGAAUAAAGUGAGCCAAUGCUUGUUAUUGGGUUGCUGUCAACCGCACUGAAGGACCUCAGCUUGAAGACUUCUUGAAUUGGAAUCACUUGGCCUGGAAAAGAGAGAUUAAUAUUAAUUUCCGGCACAACUCUCAAGCACCGAUACUGAUCAGCCACCAAAUGUCAGUGCUGGCUUUGAAGAAAUCCAAUUUAAUUGCUGUGACUUGAUUUGCUUCAAUCUGCAACAGUUGCUACCAACAUCAGAUAUAGUAGUGCAGGGUACAGAUAAGAAGCUUGCCAGUUUUGCUACACCUAGUGUUUACCUGAUUAUCAGUUUCCUUUUCUGUGUAACACAUAGGCUUUUAAAAAGUCAGCAAGUAUGAGAAUGAAGUUAUAUUGACUUAGGUUAGUUGAAUCCCAAUGUUAUCACAUUUGAGUCCAAGUCUUCCCAUUUCAACAUACAAUAUGUCUCUUGGGCAUGUGUGGUCUGCUGCACAGAAUUCAUAUUUACUAAUGAAAACACAUGCUAAUUAUAAAGUUAGCAGACAUUA